Messenger RNA from Balearica regulorum gibbericeps (East African grey crowned-crane), 2874 nucleotides. The record is from RefSeq and is a predicted model, not a curated record. NCBI's taxonomy places the organism in Eukaryota, Metazoa, Chordata, Aves, Gruiformes, Gruidae.
AUGACCAUGACUGCCAACAAGAAUGCCAGUGUCAACAGCAGAGCUGGAGGGAGUAAAGUGCCUCAGGACACUCUGGAUAGGUGUCACUCAGUCUCUCCACCGCCUCUUUUGUCCCCGCGAAGAAGCCCAGCCUAUCCCCUCAGCGAUAGUGAGGACUCUUGCCGCUCCACUCGUCUCACCAAAGCCUCCAGCUCCAGACUGCGCCUCAAGGACUGGAGCAGCCGCACGUCUACGCUGCGAAGCACCUCCACGAGCCCAUCGGACACCGACUCCCCGAGCCACCCACUCAAAGCCGUCAGCGUGGGCACUUUGGAUAAAAGGCUGUCCGUGUUCAAGGCCGAGGACCAAAAGGAGAGUCAAAAGGAGGCUCAAGAUGGGGAAGCGAUAGGGAGCCACCUGCUCGCCCGGAGCACUCUGUCCUUGGGCACUGCCACCAACUUGCGGAAUCUUUCCCUCAGCCGAGCGAGCGUCCGCUCCCAGGCACUGGACAUCAGGCAGAAGAUCACAGAAUGGGAGUGCCGCCGGGAGCCGUCCCCCAGGAUGAGCGGGUGUGUGGACAAGAGGGAUGGUGGGGAGAGGUCGGGCAGUGAGAGCUGCCCCAGCGUGCUGACCUCUCCUUGCAGUGAGAAGACGUUCGAUUUCAAAGGGCUCAGAAGAAUGAGCAGAACAUUUUCUGAGUGCUCUUACCCUGAAACAGAGGAGGAGGAACUGCUGGACAGGGAUUCCUGCCAUCGGUUUGAAAAGAGAUCAGGCAGGAGUGAGCUUCCUUCUGCUGCUUUCCUGAAGGGCCCUGUAAGGAAAGAGUCCUCUGCAGUGCUUAACAGAAUACAGAAGAUCGAGCAGGCACUGAAAGAGCAGCCUGGCAGAGGCCUCCCCCAGUUACCAAGUAGCUGUUACAGUGUUGACAAAGGGAGGAAAAAGUCUGUGACUCUGAGUACUGUGGAGGGACUGAGUGAAACCCUAAGUGAUAGCAAAGGAGGGAGUGUUAUUUUGGGGAGUGAACCAGAAACACCUGCUGAGGCCGAGAAGAGCAGUAAGACAAAACAGGGGGUUACUGCAAACUCAGCUGGCUCUAAACUGCUCCUUGAAAGCCCAGCUAACACCGCGGUGAAUCCUGUCCCCAAGCCCAAACGCACCUUUGAAUAUGAAGCAGACAAAAACCACAAAAGCAAACCAAGCAAUGGCCUACCUCCAUCUCCAACACCUGCUGCUCCUCCUCCCCUCCCGUCCACCCCUGCACCCCCCGUGACCAGAAGGCAGAAGAAAGAGUCACGCUUUCACAGAAAAUCCCAGAAUAGAAAAUCCUUUGAGUUUGAGGAUGCGUCAAGUCUUCAAUCCCUGUACCCUCCUUCCCCAACUGAGAAUGGGACUGAGAGCCAGCAUAAAUUUGGAUCCAAGAGCACUUUAGAAGAAAAUGCCUAUGAAGACAUUGUAGGCGAGUCACCCAAGGAAAACCCGUAUGAGGAUGUGGAGCUGAAAGCCCGUCAUGCGGGCCGAAAAUCCCAUCAGCUCUCGGAGAAUUCCCUAGAUUCUUUGCACAGGAUGUGGACGCCGCAGGACAGGAAAUACACAUCACCUCCCCAGCUACCUUCGAAGCCCAGCAGCCAGUCUCUGCGCAUCGGGAACUGGUCAGAAAGGAAGAGCCACCGCUUGCCACGGCUGCCCAAGCGGCAUAGCCAUGAUGACAUGCUGCUGCUAGCUCAACUUGGCAUUCCCUCCUCCCCUUCCAGCCUCAAUGAGGACAGCCUGAGUACCACAAGUGAGCUGCUGUCUACACGGCGGGCCAGGAGGAUCCCAAAGCUUGUCCAAAGAAUCAAUUCCAUCUACAGUGCAAAAAGAGGAAAGAAACGAUUGAAGAAACUUUCUAUGUCCAAUAUUGAGACAGCGUCCCUACGAGAUGAGAACAGCGAGAGUGAGAGUGACUCAGAUGACAGGUUUAAAGCUCAUACUCAGCGUCUAGUACACAUCCAGUCAAUGCUGAAGAGGGCUCCAAGUUACCGAACCCUGGAACUGGAGCUGAUCGAAUGGCAGGAACGGGAGUUAUUUGAGUAUUUUGUGGUAGUGUCGCUGAAAAAGAAGCCCUCUAAAAACACUUACCUCCCAGAAGUGACAUAUCAGUUUCCCAAGCUAGAAAGACCAACCAAGCAAAUGCGUGAAGCAGAGGAGCGUCUCAAGGCUAUCCCUCAGUUCUGCUUUCCUGAUGCCAAGGACUGGCUCCCUGUCUCCGAAUACAACAGGUACGAGGCUCUGGCUGUGGAAGGCCACUCAAGCGAGGAUAUGGAUGACAGUCAAGUUACUCCAGAGGUAGCACCUAGGCCCAAAAAGCCCAUGCCUCGGGUCGUGACCACCCCAACAAAGAAAAAAAGGAGAGUUACAGUCGUAGGGGACUCCCUUCUGAAGGGUACAGAGGGCCCGAUAUGCAGGGCAGACCCUCCUCUCAGAGAAGUCUGCUGCCUCCCCGGGGCCCGUGUCAAGGACAUCGCUAGGAAACUCCCCAGCCUGGUACACCCCUCUGACUAUUACCCACUGCUGCUCCUCCAUGUGGGUGGGGAUGAAGCAGAGACACGUACCACGAAAGCGAUCAAAAGGGACUUCAGGGUCUUGGGACAGUCACUGAAGGAUUUGGGGGCGCAGGUAAUAUUCGCCUCCCUCCUUCCAGUUAAGGGCAGCAAUGGUGGGUGGAACAGACAGCCGCAGUCCAUAAAUGCAUGGCUCCAUGGCUGGUGUCGAUGCCACAACUUUGGGUUCUUUGACAAUGGAGCGGCCUACAUGGCACCGGGCCUGAUGAGCGCUGAUGGGAUUCAUCUCUCUCAAAGGGGGAAGAGGAUCUUUGUCCAGGAACUAGCGGGGCUCAUUGAUGGAGCUUUAAACUAG